Molecule: messenger RNA, 3356 nt
Organism: Chara braunii
Lineage: Eukaryota; Viridiplantae; Streptophyta; Charophyceae; Charales; Characeae
Source: the annotation of a GenBank genome assembly
GACCGUGCUUCUGCUCACACUGUCGAAACCACGUCCAGAUCUCUCCGUUUGCAGCCAGCGGGCACGUCCGCCUACUUCCCGUUUCCAGGAGGUUUCUUGUAGAGUUGAAGAAGGGGCGCCUGUCAGUCAUAGCGAGGUGCGAUUAUGCAUGACCCGGCAGAUGUGAAGGUUACACUAAACCCUAAGCCGGAGUGAAAUGGAGAACACGAGGACCGUGGAGCUUCAAUAGUCCUGUUUUGUCUUUGCUGUUGUUGUUGUUCUUGUUGCUGUUUGUAGGGUUUUGUCCCCUUCUUGCAAAUUCUUUCGUUUAAUUUUCUCUCAGUUUAAUGUAGUUAAUGAAUUAUGUGAUAAAUUGAUAAUGUAUGCACACAUACCGGGUGGCAUUGUAAGUGGAUGUAUAUAUGUUUUGUAGAGUCUUUUUUCACUCUAUUUGCAGCCAUCAGUAGGCCGCUGAAGAGGUGGGGGGCUGGGGAGAGGGAAGAGGGAAGAGGAAGCGGCCAACGGGGGGGUGCUGUGGUCACUGUAGUUAUCAUCGUGUUGGCUGGCGGCAGCUAUGGUGGCCAUGGCUGCCGCAGUUGCCAGGUCAGUAGCCUGGCCAGGUUCAGCUGACAGGGGUCCGGAAAGGACUGUCAAGUGCAGAGUAGGUUUUGAGAAUGGAGAGGGGCAUAUGCUGGGGAGCAGCCCACCGGCAUGUGGGCCAACAGGGUCCUUUACAAGGGUCGCAAGGACAAGUAUUCCAUCGUCAGAAACAGUGAAACAGUGCAGCAACUGCUCACAAGUUCUGACAGGCAGGUGGAACACAGGGUAUAACGGAUCACUAAUUGGUCGCGGGAGUGGUGGCGGUGAUGUAGCGGCUGGAUCAAGAGCCGUCGCUGGUGCUCAGCUAUGUUGUCACUGGCAUCUUCCGGGGAGUAGACAGAGGUUGAGAUUUGCAGCAGCAGGAGCAGGACGUCUUCUCCCAGCUCGAUAUCCAGCCUCGGUGCCCAUGCCGUUUUCAGCUCCCUGGGCAGUUCCCGAGGACAGGCAUCUACCGGUAGUUAUGCCACCCAAACGUCUGCUGCAGGCGGCAUCGGCCAUGGCCGAUUCGGAGGGGAAAGGAGCUGGCAAAGCUGAGGGCAACGAGCCCUCUCUGCUUGCAUCCGACGCGAGAUCAAAGAUGGCGGCGGGGACCAGCAGCACAUCAACGCUGGUGGAGGCUUCUAGCAAUGGAUCAGUUAAGUUUUCAGUGGACAAUCCUGCUGUGGCAUCCGGUGAAGGUGGUUAUGAUGAUGAGGGUAAUAAUGAAAAUGAGUAUGGAGAUAUUGAGAUGCCUGACUGGGAAAGACAUCAACAAGAGUUGCUGGCCAGCAAGAUAGCUUCAGGUGAGUUCACAGUGGAUCGCAGCUUUGUGGUUGAAGCUCUGACGAUGGCUCGCGAGUUCUUGGCACGCUUUGGAGCGGUGGGCCGACCGGCUGCCAUGGCCCUGGCCAGCGCAGAAAGGCAGUGGAGACUGAAACUGAGGAAGAGGCUUCCCGAAGCUCGGGGAAACGUUGGGUCCAUCGUCGGCGAACCUUUCUUUCUUCCCCUGUAUAACCUCCAUCUUGUCUACGGGGGUGCUUUUCGCUUGUCGUUUGGCCCGAAGUCCUUCGUUAUCAUAUCCGACCCUGCAAUUGCGAAGUAUAUUCUAAGGGAAAAUGCGAAAAUGUAUUCGAAAGGAAUCCUUGCUGAAAUUCUGGAAUUUGUCAUGGGGAAAGGUCUCAUUCCGGCAGACGGAGAAGUAUGGAAGACUCGUAGGCGAGCGAUAGUCCCAUCGCUGCACAGGAAGUAUGUUGAAGCAAUGAUGUCCCUCUUUGUGCAGUGCGCUGACAAGCUGUGCAACAAGCUAGAUGCUGCGAUAGAUGCUGAAGAGGGAUUGCAAGGAGGAGGAGGAGGAGGAGGAGGAGAAGGAGGAGGAGGAGGAGGAGGAGGAGGAGGAGGCCCAGUUGUCGAAAUGGAAGCGGAGUUUUCGCGACUCACCCUGGACGUGAUUGGGAAGGCGGUUUUUAACUAUGAGUUUGACUCGCUGACGAAAGACAGUCCUGUGAUUCAGGCAGUCUACACGACAUUGGCGGAAGCUGGGGCGAGAAGUACCGCCAUCCUGCCGUAUUGGAAGAUAGGCCUCCUGAGAGCAAUAGUGCCACGUCAGCGCCGAGUCACGGCCGCCAUGGACAUACUGAAUGACACAUUGGAUGAACUGAUUGACAGGUGUCGGAAGCUGGUUGAGCAGGAGGGUACAGAGUUUUCAGAGGAAUACGUAAGUCAGGAAAGCCCUAGCAUCCUGAGUUUCUUGCUGGCAUCUGGUGAGGAAGUCAACAGCAAACAGCUGCGAGACGAUCUGAUCACGAUGCUCAUUGCCGGACAUGAAACCGGGGCUGCUGUGCUGACGUGGGCUACUUACCUCCUGGCCAUGAACCCUGACAAGACAGCCAAGCUACAGGAAGAAGUCGAUAGGGUGUUGGGAGAUAGGGUGCCAUGCUUAGAAGACCUGCGGAAGCUGAAAUACACCACACGAGUCAUCAAUGAGGCAAUGCGACUUUAUCCUCAGCCCCCAGUGCUGAUCAGAAGGGCAUUGGAGCACGACAAGUUUGGGAAUUAUGCCAUCGCAAAGGGCACAGAUGUAUUCAUAUCCGUGUGGAACAUUCAUCGCUCUCCUCGUAUAUGGGAGAGAAGCGAGGAGUUCUGGCCUGAGAGAUGGCCAUUGGAUGGGCCGGAUCCGACGGAGGUGACCGAAGGUUUCCGAUAUCUUCCCUUUGGUGCGGGAAACCGAAAAUGUAUUGGUGAUCAAUUUGCGACCUUUGAAAUGAUCGUGACCAUGGCAAUGCUGGCCCGCCGAUUCCAUUUCACACUGCUGCCAAAUUCUCCACCUAUGCAGAUGACGGUCGACGCAACCAUUCACACUAAGGACGGAUUGCACAUGACAGUAACACGAAGGAGACACCCGACUGCAUCACUGCCCCCGCAACUGCAUUCCAAUUCUGACUGCUCAGAAGAUGCUGCUCUUCCGGCUGCCGGUGAAUCAUCGUUGUGUGUGGCCACUGCCUCGUCAGAUCCUCGUCAACUUUUGGGGGAAGAAGAGCAACAACCAGUCUUGGCUGGUGCUCCUGCUGGAGCAAAACAUCCAUGAUGUAAGUUCACUACACAUUUUGUACAAAGUUAUAUGAGCACAUCCUCCUCCUCCCGUAAUUCCUCCCCCUUCUGCUUGUGUCCUCAAGUCUGGAGAAACAGUGUGAGAGUUAAAAAUGCUCACCGAAAGUCCCAUUUCGUAGAAAACUGCAUUCUUUCAGGAACCCUGUACUAUAUACUGCUUUUCUCUUGACGAAUAAAGUUCAAAAAAUGAU